Molecule: messenger RNA, 1937 nt
Organism: Brassica rapa (field mustard)
Lineage: Eukaryota; Viridiplantae; Streptophyta; Magnoliopsida; Brassicales; Brassicaceae
Cellular component (GO): NatC complex
Source: RefSeq, a predicted model, not a curated record
UGAAAAUUUAGGGCAAUGCCCAUUAUGUAUUGAAGAGAGUGAAAAUUAAAAUUAUUUGUCUCCUGUUGUGAUCUCUGUUUGGUUCCCUUCUUCCUUAGCAUCUCUCAUGUCUUUCUUUCUGUCUCUCUCUAUAUGUAUUGGUUCAUAUCUAUCUAUAUAGGAGUAUAAUAUUUGAUAUAUCUUCCCCAUUUGACAGCUGUUGUCUUCAACAAUGGCUAUUCCCAAAUUUUCAUAAUUUUUGUUACGAUCUGUUUUUAUUAUUUUAAGUUUUUUUUUUUUAAAAACGUUUUGUUUCAUGGGCUACUUGAUCUUCUUCUUCUGCACCCACAUGGCUAACCCAUCUUUUAGGGUACUAGACAAACUAUUAUUAAAUUCAUUCUUUUAGUUGUUUAUUUAUUUUAGGAAAGCUUUCAACUUUAGUGUGGUUUUGGGAUUUAAAGUAAAGUUGGUGUACUUGUGUUUCAUGUGUUCGGAGGGCUUUAUCAUGUUUACAGAAAAUAAAAAGGAUUCCUUCAAGUAACUUUUAUACAAUCUUCCUUAAUUACAUUUAAAAUUUUGCUGAUAAAUGGCAAAUUCCUAUACUUUUUUUAGUUCAAAAAUAAAUUUAUAGACUUUGAAUCAAAACUUGUUUACUGCAAGAUUUUGUGCAUCCGAUUUUGCUUAUUUCGUGAGUAUUAAGGUAUUUCUUGGUGUUUCGAGUUCCAAUGUUUGAUAUCGUCUCUGUUCAUCAUCUUUAACACACACUUUUCGAAUUGAUUACUCUUCUCUGCAUCUUCUGUAUGGAGAGAGUCAAAUGGUCCAUAUUAGUAUUUAUUAUGAUAAGUUUUUGUCACAUUUAUAAUGAUUAAAAGAUUGAGACAAAAAUAUCGUUUAAAGUCAAUGGUCCAUAUUUACAAAUGGAAAAUGAUAGAAAGAAGGCAACAAAAUGAUCCUUUUGAGAGUUAUAUCGAACGUUCUUUUUUUUCCGAAUGGAUCACAAGCCAGUUCCAAACCAAAAGAAAACUAAAGACUGUAGUUCUAGAAACUAGUAGUAUUCAAAAUAAAAACACAAGUGCUAUUUUGUGGUAAUAUGAAAAUUUAUCUAUCUGUCAUGAAAUAUUUGAAGCUAUUUUAGCCACGGUGAUACACGGCUGUUUCAAAAAAAAAUACUAAGAAAGCAAUUGGGCUUUGAAUAUGGAUUAAUAUUUCUUAUAAGAUAAUGGAUUUAAGGCCCACGUCACUUACGCCUGCCCCUCUUACAGACAAGACGUGAUAAUCUAUAUCGUCUUUUCCGACAAUAGUCUCAGCUGCGGAUUGACGCCGUAGAUUAAUCCCAGGGUUUCCCGAGCCCUCGGAUCUGAAGCUCAGAAGAUUACUACUACGAACGAACAAGCAUCAUCUUCUAGUAUAUAUACAAGAAACAAGAACCUGUUGUGGAAAAUGGAACACGAAGAAGCAGAGAGAAGCACCACCAUCGUUGCAUCAACCUCCGAAGAGUCGUCGAGUUUAGAUGCGAUAGCUCGAGUGAGGAAGCUCUUGUUUCGCCAGAUGCUGGUUGGAAUCAAAGACGGGAGAUUCUUCCUUGGCAGUUUCCAUUGCAUUGACAAGCAAGGAAACAUACUUCUCCAAGACGCUGUCGAGUAUCGCAGCAUAAGAAGAUCGUCUCCUUCGCCUACCGAACAGCGUUGUCUUGGUAUGAUACUAAUCCCUGCCUCUUGCAGGACGUCUUGCCAUGUCGAUUGCUCUGUCGAGGAACAGCUUUCGUUGAUCCAGCUUAAAGAGUAGAAGAGCCUCGAGAGAUUGUAUAAUAACUAAACACUAGUCUUUUAUUAUGGAUUUGGUCUCUUCACUGUGCUUAAAAGCAAAAUUUUAUUACAUGUCCUUUGUAUGUGUUACCCUUUUGAAAAUCAUUUUUGUAUUUACAUUUAGAAGACAAAAGUCUUUAAACUUUUCAACAA